AACGUUCAGUCCAAACUCCAAAUGAAGACAAGGGUCGCGACUCUCCAACAUCCUCUCUCCUGGUGAAGUGGUAAUUGCCCCGGCACACGCCGCUUCUCCGGUUCUCUUCCCCCACUCCAUACUGCUGCUCUUCCCCGGCUGCGUUGGGGUUUCAGGUUUGACCUCGGCGGGCGCGCCAUGGCGGAGGACGAGGCAACGGCGGCGCGCGCCAGGCAGCAGAGGCAGCCGCCGUCGUGGGCGGACAUCCCGCGGGACCUGGCCGUCCAGGUGCUCCGCUUCCUCCCGGCCCAAGUGGACAGAGCCUGCUUCGCCGCCGUGUGUCCGCAGUGGCGCGGCGCCGCGCGGAACGCCCUCCUGCCGGCGCCCCUGCCGCUGCUCGCGCUCCCGGACGGCGCCUUCUACUGCCUCCCCUACGGCAAGCCCUUCCGUUUCCCUCGUGCCGGCUGCGCCGGCUACAAGACCGCCGCCUGCGGCCGCUGGCUCGUCUUCCCGCACGACGACGGCUGCUUCUUGGUCGACCCCUUCGCCGGCGCCACCGUGACGCUCCCCGCCCUGUCCCGUGUCCGGCUCCGACCCCCAAAUGCGGUUGCUAGUUAUGUAAAUGUUGGGAUCGCAGGGCGUAAUGCACAUGUCAGCAUGUUCUACCCUCACGCUACUUGGAUGCAUAUCAAGACUUCGGACAAGAUGCCCAUAAACAAGCUACUCCUGUGCUCGCAGAACCUCGUCGCCGCGUUCAUCGGCAGCUCACUCGCCAAUGCUGGACGCAACAGCCAGAUUCUAGUGUGCCAGCCAGGGGCGUCCUCAUGGUCGGUACGAGCUUAUGACAAGUGCAAGCUGUUUGAAGACAUGGCAUUCUACCGGGGGAAGCUGUACGCCCUCGCUCAUGAUGAGAACCUCCUUGUCGUCAACAUCAGCCAGGAUCCAAACACCGGCGAUCCACAGAUCUCCCAAAUUGGGCAGGUCAUCAAGGGCGAUCCCACCUGGUCUUCAGUUCUGAUUACGGAUGACGACGACACAAGCACAACGGACAAAAAGAAGCUCUACCUAGUUGAAUCAUGUGGUGUAUUGCUGAUGGUACGCAGGAAGGUUUGCUGCAGAGUGGUAGGCAAGACCGUCGUGCCUGGACAGAACGAGUUUGAGGUGUUCAAGGCUGAUUUGGAGAACUCACGGUGGGUGAAUGUGACAACCCUUGGGGUUGAUCAGAUGGUUUUCCUUGGACGGCCAUGCUCUAAGGCAGUGUCCGCGUCUCAGUACGGGAUGCCAAAUGACCAAAUCUUCUUCCUUGAUGAUGUUAUGGAGAAUAACAAGGAGUAUUCCUAUGAGGAGGAGACCACUUCUGUCAAUGUCUACGACAUGAGGAGCGCCGAGGUCUCUUCCCCUCUGCCGAUGGCCUGGAAGCAUGAGAUGAUUUCUGCAACAUGGCUGUUCCCUUGGGAUUGAAGCGAAGGUGUGUUGCCAUGCAAUCUCGCAGUGAUUAUUAGUUGUCCUGGACCAUUGUAGGUUGAUUGAUUUACUGAUGUUAACUUCAUCCGAAUUCGUCAGGCCUCAGCCUUAGUGUGGUGACUAAGUUCUUUUGGGGAAACCUCAAUUAUCUGACUGUAGUUUGGUCCAUGUCUAAGUAUUUUGGAGUUGAUGACACAAUGCUAAUGUUGUGAACUUAUAAUGAAUCUUUUGUCACCAGCUGGGCUUAUUUGAAUUGUGUAUGUUUUUAUCA
Molecule: messenger RNA, 1714 nt
Organism: Oryza sativa Japonica Group (Japanese rice)
Lineage: Eukaryota; Viridiplantae; Streptophyta; Magnoliopsida; Poales; Poaceae
Molecular function (GO): protein binding
Source: RefSeq, a predicted model, not a curated record